AAUAUGGCGUCGUCGGACGGGACGUUGUAUUGUCUGUGCCGACAACCUUAUGAUGAAAAACUCUUCAUGAUAGAGUGUGAUGUUUGUAAGGACUGGUUCCAUGGAAAAUGUGUCAACAUUCAGGAACACCAGGCCUCAGAUAUAGAGUUAUAUCACUGUCCUAAGUGCCAGCCACUGCGAGGUCCACUGCUGUUAAAGAGAAGGAGGAACUGGCACAGACACGACUACACAGAAGAUGACGAAGACACUUCCAAGGGAGUGCAAACAGGGACUGUUGUAUUUGUUAAGGAACUGAAGAGCAGGACUUUUCCUAGUGCUGAGGAAAUCCCCAUAGUAAAGCUUCAGGGUCAUGAGUUAACACAGAAAUACCUGGAGAAGAAUGACUUUGAUGUGCCAGUCCUUGUAGAGAGAAAGGAAGGACUAGGGAUGACAAUACCACCCUCUAACUUCACUGUGCAGGAUGUAGAAAACUACAUAGGGCCCAUGAGAGAGAUAGAUGUGAUAGAUGUUUCCAGACAAGAAGACUACAAAAUGCUGUUAAGAGAGUGGACAGAGUAUUACAAUAGCCCUAACAGACAGAAAAUAUUCAAUGUUAUCAGCCUUGAGUUCUCAAAUACAAGGUUAUCAGAGCUAGUGGUCCCCCCGCAGCUGGUGAGAGAGCUGAGCUGGGCACACAACCUGUGGCCUGAGCAGGUGCCUGAAGACUCCACCAUCCCGAAACCAGAGGUCCAGAAAUACUGCCUGAUGGGGGUGAAGGACUCCUAUACAGACUUCCAUAUUGACUUUGGUGGUAGCUCAGUCUGGUAUCAUGUGUUCAAGGGAGAAAAGAUCUUCUACUUAAUCCGCCCGACCCCUGCCAACCUGAUAUUGUAUGAGAACUGGCUGUCUUCCUCCAACCAGAGUGAGAUGUUCUUUGGUGACCAGGCUGAUGUGUGUUACAAGUGUGUGGUACGCCAGGGACAGACGCUCUUCAUCCCCACGGGGUGGAUCCACGCCGUCUUCACGCCCAUUGACUCUCUUGUGUUUGGAGGAAACUUCCUUCAUAGCUUUAACAUAGGAUUGCAAUUACAGGUGUAUGAGAUAGAACGACGGGUGAAGACUCCCAGGAAGUAUAUGUACCCUAUGUUUGAGACCAUCCACUGGUACGCAGCCAGACAUAUCCAGGAGCAGCUCAAAGAUUUAAAUGAAGAAGGUAAGAAGCCUUCAGAACACUUGCUGCAGGGUGCCAAGGCUUUGGUGCAGCAUCUUAAAGGAUGGACACAGAAGAAAGAGAAUGUUAAAAGUCAUCUUGACCAUGUGCCAGAGCAAAUCCAGUAUGGAAAACUGAUCAAGGAGUUGGCUAAAGAAAUCAAACAUUCAGAGAAACCAGGAACAGGCAAGAUGCGAUCUCAGGGAAGAAAAAAGAGGAAAACCAAGCAGAUGGCACAUCUAGAUGUUCUGGAAAAACACACACAUGAAAAACUGCAAGAACUGCAGACACAGCCUGAUCUCCCAGCUAACCCAUCCUUGAAGGUGAGACUGCCAAAGUUUGGUGCUUACACUGCUCCCCCUGCCACGUCAGAGAAAGACGCUGGCACCACACUGAGGCUGAAGGUGUCCAACGGGAAAAUAGUCAGUGGUGCCAGUGGUGGCAGUGGUGCCCCAGGAAAGUUUCAGCCGCUGGCCAAGGAAGAAGAGGACAGUGACGAGGACAACCUGGUGGUUGAUGAAAAUCCGGCAGCUAGCUCACGUAGUGGAGGACUCAAACUGAAACUUUCUUUUACAAAUAAAUCAUUACAAGAACUCUCAGGGAACUCCCACCUGUCAACACAGGAAGCAGAAAAGACCAAGCCCAAAGAUGAAGUGACGUCCCCAGAACGGACGGACAUCCCCACUAUACGAGGUGGUCUGAAUGGCAGCAUAGCAGACAUCUUGGAGGCCAGUGGGUACGGCACAGAGACGGACUUUAAGGUGGACCAGGAACAUCUCGGCAGUCAGAGUGCCUCCCCUACCAUGAGGGAUGCUAUCCAAGGCAUGCUGUCUAUGAGCAGGAUAGGGGGGCUACAGCUGGGGGGGUCCGCCAACCUCAGCGGUCAUCCUCUGGUCAUGUCAGACAAGAGGAGGAAGAAAGGAAGGAUUUUUAGUGACGACACGGGAGAGAAGAUGAACACUUGUUUUAAGGAUGAGGAAUAUGUCUACCCGACUCUGGACCUGUCAGAAGAUGAAGAUGAGUAUGUAUUUAAGCCAAGAGGCCGACAGAAGAAAGAUGAGACGUGNAAAUUUAUUUGA
Messenger RNA from Lingula anatina, 2268 nucleotides. RefSeq names its product lysine-specific demethylase 7B. NCBI's taxonomy places the organism in Eukaryota, Metazoa, Brachiopoda, Lingulata, Lingulida, Lingulidae. The record is from RefSeq and is a predicted model, not a curated record.